Messenger RNA from Dentiscutata erythropus, 248 nucleotides. The record is from the annotation of a GenBank genome assembly. Lineage: Eukaryota; Fungi; Glomeromycota; Glomeromycetes; Diversisporales; Gigasporaceae.
AUAUCGAGUAGCGGCUUAUUUUGGAGGCCAUAAACUCGUAUUAGAGUAUCAAUCACCCAACAAAAAAUAUUUUCCUGUCGCUUAUUUCACUUCAGGAGCUGGUUGUCAAACGAGUAAGAAAGCUUGUAAAGGACAUGAUUGGAUUGCUCCAAGAGGAACUUUAGGAUUUUUACACGCUUCGUCGAAUGAAUCAAAUUUUGAAAAAGAAUUUGAAGAGUUAACUAAUUAUAUUUUUGUUUUAAGUGUUA